AUCAUUUUUCGAACUGAGGCAGCGAGAGAGGAACAAAAAUGGCGGGAGAGGAGACGCUCAAGCAAAGCACAUCUCCGUGCCCGUAUUCUGCCGCUACUUCUCCUUCUCUUUCAGGGAAAGAGGAUGAUCCGAACCAAAAGUGCUGGAGGAAGCAAGCGGACGAGAAUCUCAAGAGGCUCCACUCUCUUCUCUUUGGGACCGAUCUUGCCAUUGAUAAACAAGAUUUUGAGUCGGCAUACAUCCUCGGGCUUCGCCUCAUCGGCUUUCUUGACUCUCAUUGCCAUUCCGAUGUCGAUGAAGCCUAUACACGUCCAAUUCGCCAGGAAGUCUUGAGGAAAAUCGGCACCGCUCGUCGAUCCCUCAUUCCAGACUCCGAUCGCCAAGCGUUUGAACAAGCAAAAAAGCCUCCAGGGUGUAUUUUUGGCAAAACAGGAGAUGUUGACAUUGGGAAAAUUAAGAAGUCGAAGUACUUCCAAGCUCUACUCAAGGAAUCCAAAGAAAAGGUGGAGAAUUGGUUGGGUGACCAUCUGGAGAAGCAAGACAAAGAAGGCAGCAAAAUACCAAAAGAAUUGUUGCAAACGAAGUUGACAUCAAUGCGUGGGAAAAGUACUUUGAGGGGAAGUAGUUCAAAAUUGAGUUUGAAACAUAACAGAUCUGAGGACUGCAUGAUUGUUGAAAAGCCUCUGUCACAUGGUGGCCACAGUAAGGGUCAUCUUGUCUCUUCCUUCUUGAAAACUGAAGGGGAAGAAAAAACUUCUGGAACUUUGGGAACAAAGCGUGUGCACAUGGAAACUAAUAGCCCCCAAGUUUGUAAUGUCAAGUCACCUUUAAGCAAUGGGGAAGCGAAGUCUGAUACUUGUGGCAGUGGGUUUGUUACUGCCAGAGCUAAAUUGGAAAUGGAAACAAGGCAGAGGCGGGAAGGGAUUGGUUCACCUACUGCAUCUGUCUCACAAUAUGAUAACAAUUCUUUGAAUCGGGUGUAUGGUGGGAGAUCAUAUGGUGUUUCACGACGUGGCCUCCGUGGUAAUUUUGUACCUCCUAUCAAAUCCAAUGGAACUGGCGAUGGAAAUAUUACAUCAAGAAUUGCAGGAAAAUGUGAUGAUACUUUAGAUGACUCCACAAAGAGAUGUUUGGAAGGGCUAUGUGGUCCUGACGGAGAGCUUCCUGAGAAAUUGAGGAAUAUAGAACCUCGCCUUAUUGAACAUGUUAGCAAUGAGAUUAUGGAUAGAGAUCCUAAUGUCCGGUGGGAUGACAUUGCGGGAUUGGAGCAUGCCAAGAAAUGUGUCACUGAGAUGGUCAUAUGGCCUCUGCUACGUCCUGAUAUAUUUAAGGGAUGCCGCUCUCCUGGGCGAGGUCUACUUUUAUUUGGUCCACCAGGAACUGGUAAAACGAUGAUAGGAAAAGCCAUUGCAGGUGAGGCAAAAGCAACCUUCUUUUACAUAUCGGCGAGUUCAUUGACAAGCAAGUGGAUUGGAGAAGGUGAAAAACUAGUGAGAGCCCUUUUUGGAGUUGCCAGUUGUCGCCAGCCAGCUGUAAUAUUUGUCGAUGAAAUAGAUUCUCUCCUAUCUCAGCGCAAGUCAGAGGGUGAACAUGAAUCAAGCAGAAGGCUAAAGACACAAUUUCUCAUUGAAAUGGAGGGUUUUGACAGUGGUAACGAGCAGGUUCUUCUUAUAGGGGCCACCAAUCGUCCUCAAGAGCUUGAUGAAGCGGCACGAAGGCGACUUACCAAAAGACUUUAUAUCCCCCUGCCAUCCUCAGAGGCAAGAGCCUGGAUUGUACGUAACCUCCUGGAGAAGGACGGACUUCUCAAGCUGUCAAAGGAAGAGAUUGAUACCAUAUGCAACAAAACGGAAGGAUAUUCGGGAUCAGACAUGAAAAAUUUAGUGAAGGAUGCUUCAAUGGGUCCCCUAAGAGAGGCUUUAAGGCAGGGCAUAGAAAUUACUAAGCUGAACAAGGAAGAUAUGCGGCCAGUAACCCUUCAGGACUUCAUAUAUGCCCUAAAAGAGGUGAGGCAAUCUGUUUCCUCAGAUGAACUUGGCGCUUACGACUUGUGGAACAAACAAUUUGGAAGCCUAUCAUCGGAUAAGGAGAGGCCCUAGUCAUAUGUAUGAACUCAGCGAAGAUAUUACCGACAGUAGCAACAUUAACGUCAGUUAGACAUAGACCCACUCUUCCCCUGAUACCUUACGCGUUUGGCAGCGGUACAUAUCCUAAUGUGUAGUUACUCUAGCAUUGGAAAAUUAAGGUCAUGUUUAACUCAUCAAACUCUUGGCAUGGGGUUUUGAAUAAGUUAAGCUACCUAUUGAAAGACUUGCAAAUGCCGAUGUUUGUUCCGUACAAUAAUUAUACGAUAUUUAAAUGAGCUGACGUUGGCGCA
Prosopis cineraria is the source of this 2377-nucleotide messenger RNA. RefSeq names its product ATPase family AAA domain-containing protein FIGL1. Gene Ontology annotation, molecular function: ATP hydrolysis activity; ATP binding. NCBI's taxonomy places the organism in Eukaryota, Viridiplantae, Streptophyta, Magnoliopsida, Fabales, Fabaceae. The record is from RefSeq and is a predicted model, not a curated record.